AUGGAAAUGACCUCGCUUCUCCUCCUCCUCUUCCUCAUGGGCUCCUGGGCCCAAGAGUCACCAGAGCCUAUGGCCAGUACGGAGCUACCGACCCCCGAAGUGUCCUCUCUGUCCUUGGUCCUCCAGAGCACAGAGGCCCUAGACUUCAACUCAUCAACCUCCAGCCCUGCAGAGAUAAGGGACAUCAAAGUUGAGGACAAUGACACCAGUGACCAAAAACAGACCCCACCACCUCCAACUCCCGAUGCAGGCCAGAGCACAUCUGAUCCAGGGAAUAAUCCCAACAUGACCAGCUCCAUGCCAACAGUGUCCCUGGAAGUCUCCACUGAGAAGGACCCAGAGUCCCUGGGCAUGGAGAAUUCCACCCAUCACUCUGCUGUCAACAUAGCAACUGACUCUCCUGAUCUCCACACUGUGACUGAAGGAACCAAUGCGUCCAGGGAUCAGGACAUGACCAGUGGAACCACCGGACUCCCUGUCACCACGCCUACUUACUUCUUGGACACUUCUAGCGAGACCAAGGGUCUCUCUGUCACCACGGCAAAUAACUUUCUAAAGACCCCCGGACUCUCUGUCUCCUUGACAACCAGCUCUCCAGAGAUCUCCAGUGGAACCAGUGGACACUCUGUCUCCACAGCAGCCACUUCUCUGGCCCCUUCCAAGGGGACCAGCUCCUCCGUUUCUGGGCCAAACCCGUCUGCCACCACUUUCCCCCAAAGUAGCCCCCCUCUAACCACAAGUCAGGAGAGCAGAGGAGGCCUUCUGUUCCCAGUGCUGGUGGCCCUGCUGGUGGCCAUUGUCCUCGUGAUACUGCUGCUGCUGUGGCGCCGGCGACAGAAAGGCAGGACCGGGGUCCUCAUGCUGAGCGGGGCCGGGAAGCGCAACGGGGUGGUGGACACCUGGGCUGGGCCCACGCGGGUGCCCGACGAGGAGGCCCCAGUGGCCACAGCCACGUCUUCAGAGGACAAAGACGACAAGGGUGCUGGGGUCCCCGAUAGGGAGGGCUCUGGCCGGAGGCCCACGCUCACCACUUUCUUUGGCCGACGGAAGUCUCGCCAGGGCUCUGUGGCCCUGGAGGAGCUGAAGGCCUGCUCGGACCCCAACCAUGAAGAAGAUCCGCUGGUGGGCAGUGAGGAUGUGGCGGUGGAGUCUCCCAUUUCCAAGGGGCCCGGAUCAGGAAAUGAGGAGGAAGCUCCAGAGUGACUGUGAAUUGGGAGACUGGAGGUGGGGAUUCUUCCAGCCUUUAUGCCCUCUGCUUCCUGUCACCUCUGCCACCUAGCCGUCACCAUCACCUGCCUCAGCUAGCCUGCCACCUUUAACUUCUCACCUAGUGUCUUCCCUCCGAUUCACCAUCCAACUCUGAACCCCUGAUUUUGCAGCCAGCACCCAUACUCAAGACCUACACCCAGCACCCACACUCAAGACCCACACCCAGCGUCCACACCCAAAACCCACACCCAGCACCCACACCCAGGAUCUACAUCCAUCAGUGCACCCAGCACCCCGCCCAGCACCCCAGUCAUCAUUGCACCCAGUCUCAGCACCCAGCACUCUGUCCAGCACCCCAGCCAACCCUGCACCCAGCACCUAGGCCAGGGCCUACCUCCUGAAAAGUACCUACCUCCUCCUCUCCAUCACCCAUGCCCACAACCUUUUUGGUCCUUGAAACCAGCUACCCCAACUUGGAUUUCUUCGAGGAGCUCCCCUCCACCCCUGACUCUACUCCUCAGGGCUGGCCUGGGAACUUCCACCGGGACUCCUCUGGACAGACAGCACUCAUGGGCCCGAAGACCAGGCUGUCACUUCUGGCCUCCAGGCUGACCCAGGGACAACUGUGGGGCGGAGCCCAGGGUCUCAGCUUGCCCGCCUCAGCUGGUACAGGUGGCACAGGUGAGAGAAGUUUCUGGGCAAGUGGUUUCAGAAUCCUUGUCACCUGUUAGUAGGCCUGAGGGGGAGGGGUGUGGGAUUUGGCCUAAGAAGAUGUGAGGGGCUUGGCAGCGUGAGGGUGAGACGCAAGGUCUGCAGAGAACACGUGUUCCCUGAGCUGUGGUCUCACUCUGUGGGGGCAGCCAGUCUUGGUGGCUGAGUGCGUGACCAGAACCCACGUGGCCCUUUGGCUCUGCAGCUCCUUCUACACACCCCCAUCCCUGGGACUCUGUCCCCAGCCUGUGCCUUCCCUCCUCUGAGGACAGUCAGGGGGCUUGAAGAGAUGGAGUUGCCCACAGAACAGGGGCUUCCCCUUCUUCCCCCAGAUUCUGGAACAAAGAGGAGGGGACAGACCCCCAUUGUGCCUCCCGGUGGGUGUCUGAGACCAGCUGGGGGCUGUUGGUAUUUCCCCAGGACAAAGAGGAAACUUGCAGAGGGGAAGUCGUUGAGUCACAGGGUGGUGGGGAGCAGACAGAGUGACCUACAAUGACUGGCCAGGAGGAUGACAACCACUUGGCCGCCACAGCCCGGCCUUGGCAGGAGAUGGAGAAAGUGAGUGGGUGGAUCAGUUCACACGGGGCCACUAUGCCAGGUCUGGGCUGUGCUGGUUUGGAACAACAGGUAUUGGGAGUGGGUGGGGCAGGGACGGGGACACACAGAAGGGUAGAAGCCAGCCCCUUAGAGAUGCCCCAGUCUGUUAAGCCAAGUGACACUGGUUUCAAGUUUAGAAAAUAUUGUUAAGGGGGCUGGGUGGUAGCACAGCAGGUUAAGUGCACAUGGCUCGAAGCUCAAGGACCAGCAUAAGGAUCCCGGUUCGAGUCCCCACUUCCCCAUCUGCAGGGGGUUCACUUCACAAGCGGUGAAGCAGGACUUCAGAUGUCUAUCUUUCUCUCCCCCCUCUGUCUUUCCCUCCUCUGUCAAUUUCUCUCUGUCCUAUGCACUAACAACAACAACAAUAAUAACAACAAUAGACAACAAGGGCAACAAAAGGAAAAAAAUAGCCUCCAGGAGCAGUGGAUUCGUAGUGCAGGCACUGAGCCCCAGCAAUCACCCUGGAGGGAAAAAAAAGAAAAGAAAAGAAAAGAAAAUAUUGUCAUGGGGUAUGGAAGACAGCAUAGUGGUUUUGCAAAGAGAUUCUCAUGCCUGAGGCUCCAAAGUCCCAGGUUCAAUCCUCAGCACCAUCAUAAACCAGAGCUGAGCAGUGCUCUGGUAAAAAAAAAAAAAAAGGGAGAGAUUAUCAUGGGCUGGUGGCACAUUGGGUCAAGUGCAUAUAUCACCAUGUGCAAGGACUGUGUUUAAACCCCUGCUCCCCACCUGCAGAAGGGAAGCUUCACAAAUGCUGAAGCAGGUCUACAGGUGUCUUUCUUUCCCCCUUUCUACCUCCCCCCUCCCUUCUCAAUUUUUCUCUGUCUACUAAAAAAAGUCACUGAAUUCUGCCAGUGGAUACAUAGUCAUUUUCUGUCUGUGUUCUGGACAAAUCCCAAAGGGGAUGGGUUUGUGUGGAUAAGACUCUCACAGUUCAGAGAAUAUCAGAGCCUGAGAAAAAUGUUAUAGUCUCAAAUCAAGCUGUGAGCUUCCCCCAAAGACAACCCUCUGUCCUGGGCAUGGUUUGAGAAGCUCCUCUUCCACCCCUACCCCCCCAAAUUUCAAGUUUCAGGUCACUCUAAAUCUAGGGUUUUUGGGCAGCAAUGGUGCCUGGCUUGUAGUAUUUUUUUUUUUAAUUUGUUUGAAUGAAUGAGUGGAUAAAUGAAUGACUCCUUAGAGAUUUUGAAAGAUAUAAACUAUUUUUUUUCUGGGCCAGCCAGUGGAUCACUCAGUUGAACACACUUAUUACAGUGCACCUAGUUACAGGAUCCUGGUUAAAGCCCCUGGUCCCCACCUGCAGGGGGAAAUCUUCAUGAGUGGUGAAGCAGUGCUGCAGGUGUCUCUCUGUCCCUCCAUCUCUGCCUCCCCUUCCUCUCAAUUUCGCCUCUGUCUCUAUCCAAAAACAGAAAAAGAUGAAGAAAAGAAAGAAAGAAAGGAAGGAAGGAAGAAAAAAAAAUAUGAUUUUGCCAAGCAGAUCUAGAAGGGACAGCAUAUGCCGGGGCAUGGCCAGGGGGGUUCCUCAUGAUUCAGUGUUUAGUUUGACUGUUUUGACCAGGAUGUAGCUUAGUAGUAGUGCCAGGGAUCAAACCUGGGACCCCUGGCAUGCAGGUUCCUCAAGCUACCAUUCUACUCUAGCUCAGUGCAGUUUCUUUUUUUGGACAAGUAUGGAGUGUAUAUUUUUCUUUUUUUCUUUUUUAUUGUUGUAGUUAUUAAUGCCAUUGUUAUUGGAUAGGACAGCAAAACGGAGAGAGGAGGGGAAGACAGAGAGGGGGAGAGAAAGAUAGACACCUACAGAUCUGCUUUGCUGCUGUGAAGCGACUCCCCUGCAGGUGGGCAUCUGGGGGUUCCAACUGGGAUCCUUUCGUUGGUCCUUGGGCUUUGUGCCACGUGUGCUUAACCAGCUGCACUACCACCCGACUCCCAAGAGUAUAUUUUUCAAUAAAAGCAAAGAAAGCAGUGAGUAUUGUGAGACCCAAAGGGAAAAAGAGAGAAACAGGAAGGUGACAGAGAAUACCGCUGUAAGAGAUGAUAAAAAACACUGGGGCGAGAACAAAGUGAUUUUGCAGAGGACUCUCAUGCCUGAGGCUCUGAGGUCCCAGGUUCAAUCCCAAACACCACCAAAAGCCAAAGCUGAACAGUGUGCUGGUAAAAGAAAAGAGUUCAUCAUGGAAGCAAUUACAGAAGCCAGCACCCCAUAAUGACCCAGGGUCCAUACUCCCAGAGGCAUAAAGAAUAGGGAAACUAUCAGGGGAGGGGACUGGAUACGGAGUUCUGGUGGUGGGAAUUGUGUGGAAUUGUACCCCUCUUAUCCUAUGGUCUUGUCAAUAAUUUCAUUUUAUAAAUAAAUAAAUAAAAUAAAAAGAUCUAUCACUGUCCAGUGAUGGGGAAGUGGUAUAGUGGGUAAGGCA
This is a messenger RNA of Erinaceus europaeus (western European hedgehog), 4919 nucleotides long. RefSeq names its product sialophorin (gene SPN). Bases 1 to 1203 code for a protein of 400 amino acids. The record is from RefSeq and is a predicted model, not a curated record. Gene Ontology annotation, molecular function: transmembrane signaling receptor activity; heat shock protein binding. Lineage: Eukaryota; Metazoa; Chordata; Mammalia; Eulipotyphla; Erinaceidae. Gene Ontology annotation, cellular component: external side of plasma membrane. Gene Ontology annotation, biological process: regulation of T cell activation; regulation of T cell migration; type II interferon production. The transcript has a single exon.